Molecule: messenger RNA, 3927 nt
Organism: Lytechinus pictus (painted urchin)
Lineage: Eukaryota; Metazoa; Echinodermata; Echinoidea; Temnopleuroida; Toxopneustidae
Exons: 6
Coding region: 390-3008 (872 amino acids)
Biological process (GO): signal transduction
Molecular function (GO): protein binding
Source: RefSeq, a predicted model, not a curated record
GGGGAUUCCCCGUGACGUGACGCGUUGCAGGAAGUGUCUGUCGACAUCGGCCAUUUUGGUAGUUGGCCGCGCACUGUACAAACUCUUCUUCCUCAUCUAUUCCGAACUCUGACAGUUCAUUGGUGGUCAUUCCUAUCAUCAUCAUGGAGACAUCCAAAUGCUGAGAUGUUACCGUAAUCAAGUGUUCAGAAUCAGUCGUUAACUUAAACAACAAGAUCUAACGUUACUGGCAUGACUGGAGUAAUCGAGUUCUGAAUUGAUUAUCUUUCGUCAAGUUCACGAAUCACGUCAGGUUGUUGGCCUACGGCUACGACUGGGCCUGGGAAGAAUGAUCAGAUAAAAUACAGAUGCAGGUCAUGAUGCAGAAUUUGUGUGGGUAGCCCUAUUGAAUGAGAAUGGAAAUGGAAAAGAAUAAUAGAAGUUCUGUCACUGAAGAAGAAUUUUUGAGAUUGGCCCAGCAAAUCCCACCGAGGUACUAUUCAGAUUUAGGCAUACUUUUGGGAAUCUCAUCUGCUGAACUUGAUCAUAUCAUUGUCCAACAUUCAUUGGAUUACAAGGAUGCAUUGAUGACAAUGUUCACACGGUGGAGAGAUGAACAGCAUCCAGAUGAAGACAUCAGAGCUCUUCUUGCAGAAGGAUUAGAAAAGAGUGACUUAGGGGGAUUGUCCAAAGAACUUCUAGCUGGGAAUCUAAUCCAGAAAACAACAGAUGUUAGACAAACAACUGCAACAACUUCAAGAGCAUCAACUUCAACAGGAGCAGCAGACAUGUCAGUGCCACCACAUAUCGUCAGUGAGGAAGAACAUUUGAUGUUGUCAAUGGAAAUUGGACCUACUUACUACAAGAGAGUGGGCGUUAACCUGAAUAUCUCCAUUGUAACUCUUGAAAAUAUCAAGGAGCGUAGCCGAGAUAACUGCGAUGCUUUGAUGACAGUAUUCACAAGAUGGAGAGAUAAACAGCUUCCAGACACAAACAUCAGGGUUCUUCUUGCAGAGGCUUUACAAAAGAGUGGUCUAGUGUGUCUGUCUCAGAAACUGAUUACUGGAAAUCUAUUGACAAAGUCGACAGGUGCACCUGUGACAAUUCCAGUAUCAGAGACCAAACCACUUACCCCUGACCUGAUUAAGAAAUGUAAAGAUGAGCUUCAAUUCAAGUACAGGACUGAUUUCUGUAUGAUAAGGGCCGAUCCACUAGAUCCUGAUUCUGUUGUGCCAUUCCAAGAUAUGUACACAAACCUUUUCUUGGAAGAAGAAAAACGAAGUAAAAGGAGUCCACUUGAGUACAAGGAUCUCUUUAAUCUCAAAGUCAAUGGCAUCUUCCCCAAACGGAUAAUGAUCCAAGGAGAGGCAGGGGCUGGAAAGACCACAUUCGUGGCUAAGAUUGCUUGGGACUGGAUAAACGAUAGUCCAGAUCUGUCAAAGUUUGUGUGGGUACUCAUUAUCCCUCUGCGUGAAGCCAAGCGAUACACGAUUGGUCAGAUUGUUAAGUCAUAUCUCUCAAAGGACAACCCAGCAACAGCCUGUCAGAUCACCGAGUACAUCCGUUCAAAUCCAGAAAAGGUAUUCAUUGCCUGUGAUGGAUUAGAUGAGUUUAGUGGCAAGGUUGUACAGCAUACUGAAAGCAAGCAAGGUUCAGAAGGUGCUCAGUCAGAGUCUAAUGAUCAAACUGACGGGAAAUCAGAAUCCCAAAUGAGCAAUAAGAGAGAGCAAAGUUUUGAUCAAGGCACAAACAGAAAAAAAUCAAGAUUAGAGGAGAGCAAACAACCACGGGUAAAGCAGCAUUUUCCUUCAGGUACAUCAAGAUCUGCUGAUCAAACCAUAGUAGGAUCACAAACAAGUCCAUCAAGUACAUCUAUGCACCAAAGAACUAAUCCCAAAUCCAAUCUAAGUUCUAUGGAGAGAGGUUAUAUCACUGUUGAAGAUAUUCUUUGCUCAGAUGAACUUCGUACUUGCCCUGUAAUGGUGACAAGCCGUCCAUGGAAGGCCAGUGAAAUAAGAGAGAGCAGUAGUUUAAGAAAUCGAUACACAUUCAUUCAUGUGGAAGGCUUUAGCAGAGAGAAUGCAAAGGUUUACAUUUGCAAUUACUUCAAAGACACUGAGGCUACAGCAGAUGAAUUCAUCCAAUUGUUUAAAAGCAAUGAUAUCAUAUCGGAGAAUAUGGCACCAUAUCCUAUCUACAUAUCUAUACUGUGUCACAUGUGGAGAGAACUUGAUGACAACAAGAAAGAAGAGUUGAAGGCUUUUCAAACAUUCUCUGAAAUAUUCUGUGAAGUGUUUGAAUUCCUAAAGGUGCGUUAUGUUCAGAAAGAGAUCCCAGAUUUAACCAGCCGAUUAUUCAAUACCUUUCGCUCUGAAAUAGAGAAACUCCUGAAACCAAUUUCCAAGGUUGCUUUUACUGGACUACAAUCAAAUAACCUUAUUUUCAAUGAAGAAGAUCUUGAACAGUACUCAGACUCUUUGAAAACAGCAUGCAAAGUAGGAGUGUUGUCACAGGAGAAUAAGCUCUCAUCCAUUCAUGAUAAGAGCAGUCGGUACUUGCAGUCAACAUUCUUCUUUCCUCAUAAACUAUUCCAGGAGUAUAUGGCUGCAGUCUAUCUUGUUUCUCUCUAUGAUUCAGAUUGCAGUGAAUUUAAAAGGCUGAUUGAGAAAGUAGUGCUCCCUAGGAAGGAAGAGUUUAGGUAUCUCCUGUACUUCACUGUGUCACAGGACAAAAACAUUGCCAAGUAUAUCACCCAGUGUCUGCUACAACAGUACACCCAAAGCCAAGGAAAGAAGGAGAUGAAUUUCUUGGUUGAUGUAGCUUUUGAGAGUCAAGAUAAAGAUACCAACGCCAUGCUUCGGAAUUCAGUAUCAUCUCUGUCCAUCCAUGUUGUGAACACACACACUAUAGCUGGUUAUGCAUCCACUGAGAUAUAUUCAAAGGCGGUAAGUUGGAUACAAAGGAAAAGUACCCUGAUGUCAUGCAUGUUUCUAUUUUUUCAUUACAGUAGCACACCUUCAGGAGUAUAGCUGAAACUCAUCAGACAGAUCUUAAUAGUCUUGAAACGGAUUUAUACAUAAAGACAAAAACCUUAAACCAUUCAAACAUCCAUCUUUCAGUUUGAUUUUCAUUUACUGAGUAAAAUAUCAGUAGUACAUACAUGUAUGAAGAUAUUGGAAUCUUGAAUUGAACUGAAAUAUUGUCCAUCUUAGCAUGUUAUAUUAUUAUUAUACCGGGUGAGUUCAAUAAAAACUUAACAUCUCGAAUCCCCAAUUUACAGAAAAAUACAUCACGAACACGUAAUUAUUAAAAAUGGCAUGAAAGAGUAUGUUUUUCCAAAUAAUUUGAUACCAUAUCUAUGGGGUAUGUGUUAAUGCUUGGAUGAUCAGUAGGUAUUCUUUGCAGUGAUGUAAAUUUUUAUUUGUGCCAAAGUAAAGCAUGACUGCAAUGAAUGAAUCCAGAUGUCAAUGAUGUCAUAAUCCUACAAGGAUUGCAUUAAAAUCAAAUUCAAAACAUGUUUUCGAUAAUUUAUAUUAUACAUGUAAUUGUUUAAUUGUUUAAACACUUUUUAUUAUCAGUUCUCAAUUUAACUUUAUUGACAAGGGAUGUGCAUAUAUGUUUACUAACUCAUGUAGGAUUAUGGCAUCAUGAAAAUCUGGAUUCAUUCAUUGCAGUCAUGCCUUACUUUGGUGUAAAUCAAAAUUUACAUCACUGCAAAGAAUUAUUAAAGUGUGAAGACAUACCACAUAAAUAUGGUAUCAAAUUAUUUGAGAGAAGAUACUCUUUCCAGCCGCAUAUAAUGAUUAUGCCUCCAUGCACGGCCGUAUGCAGGAGGGUGGCAGUUACCCCCCCCCCACAAAUUUUGAAAACUUACAUUUUUUACUGAAAUUGUUCACAAAAUUCACCAAAAGUACACACAGAAUCCUUCUAUUUCUCUUGACAAAAUCU